This is a messenger RNA of Acanthocheilonema viteae, 1218 nucleotides long. The record is from the annotation of a GenBank genome assembly. NCBI's taxonomy places the organism in Eukaryota, Metazoa, Nematoda, Chromadorea, Rhabditida, Onchocercidae.
AUGUCACUGCUAAAGUCGCAUAUAGGAUAUCAUCAGUCACAAUCGACUUCAACACUAUCUGUAAUAUGGAAAAUGCGCACUUAUUUGACACUUGCAUUAACGCCGAUAAUUUUGUUACCUAUUUUAUUUUCGUUCCCACAAAGCCAGAACGAAGCAAAAUGUGGUUAUUGCAUUGGUAUAAUGGCUAUUUAUUGGGUUAUGGAAGUAUUACCGUUAGCAAUAACUGCCUUAUUACCGAUGGUACUUUAUCCGUUAUUGGGUUUAAUGGCAUCAGAUGAUGUUGCUCAAAUGUAUCUACCUGAUAUAAGUUUCUUAUUUAUUGGUGGAUUAAUGAUAGCGGUAGCUGUUCAGAAAUGCAAAUUGCACAAUCGUGUUGCUUUAUUCGUGUUAACUGUUGUUCCACCUCAACCAUGCUGGAUUAUGUUCGGUUUCAUGCUAGUAACUGCGUUUUUAAGUAUGUGGAUAUCGAAUACAGCAACUGCUGCUCUUAUGGUACCCAUUGCUAAUUCUGUUAUUAUCGAGCUUGCCAAAAGUAAUUGUAAAAAUGAGAUCAAUGAUAGUCUAGUGAGUGAAGCAGUGAUUGAAGACAGACAUAAUGAAAACAGUGACGGACGAAGAAAAUCUCUCGGUACUUUUAGUACGAGAGAUCCAACAGAUGUUUUAAGUAAAGAUGAAUAUCAUAUGGCAAAAGGAUUGCUGAUAUCAAUUGCUUUUGCUGCAAAUAUUGGUGGAGCAGGAACAAUUACAGGAACACCGUCAAAUCUCGUCCUAAUGGGCCAGAUUAAAGAAAUUUUCCCUCUCGCAAAUACAGACAUUAAUUUUAUAUCCUGGAUGGUUUUUGCGGUACCAUUUGUUACUGCAUGCUUAUUCACAACAUGGUUAACAUUGAUACUCAUUUUCUUCCGGAAACCUUCAAAAGGUCACAGGACGAUGAAAGAUAAACUGCGACAAAAAUACGAUGAACUACCGAGUUUGUCAUUUGCAGAAGUCGGUGUAUCGAUUUGCUUCUUGAUAUUGCUAACACUUUGGAUAACGAGAGAUCCACAUGUUAUUCCUGGAAGAUCAGAGAAUGUCGGAACAUUACUGGAUUGGAAAACAAUGCAAGAGAAAUUUCCAUGGAGUGUUAUGUUGUUACUUGGAGGUGGUUUUGCAAUGGCUGCUGGUGUCAAGGUACUAAAUGCAGGGGUCAAGUUUCUUUGUUCAAUUAAUAGAACAUAA